Molecule: messenger RNA, 5474 nt
Organism: Amoebophrya sp. A120
Lineage: Eukaryota; Dinophyceae; Syndiniales; Amoebophryaceae
Source: the annotation of a GenBank genome assembly
GCGCCGGCUCCAGUCAGGGAAGAACUCCUCUUGCCACCGUCGAGGAAUAGUUCCACGACAAGGAGCCGCGAUCGGCUGAGUUUUUCCAGAACAAACUGCUCGACGAAGAAAUCCACUACAAAAAAGGAGAACAGACAUCAACUGGACAAUCGGCUGAUAUCCUACGACAGCCGGCGAAGCAGCUCCGCGCGGAGUUCGUCCGCAGCGAGCCGGAUUUCCGUGGUGUCUUCCUCAAGAGCGAGUUAUUGUGACGUGAACAACAGUCGGAGCAGCAGGAUUUUCGACGAGGUAGAGGACGACGAGGAUAUCGGCGCAGGGAAGAAUUGUUCCAAUGGUUUUAGUUCAGCCGGUGCUGGGCAGGGGCAGCGUCCAAAUACAGGAGCGCAACAGCGCAGAUCCAGUAUCAAAUGUAAAAGUGUCUGGGUCUGGAAGAGUCAAUGUUUGUCAUGCGUGUCUGGCAUGACUCUCAAGUCUGUCAUGCACGUUACCCAAGAGCGCCACUUUUCUGUCAUGCAGAAACGCAGUUUGUCAUGCAGAAUAGGCAACACCUAGAAGCUCAGAAACUUCUCAUGCUGAGCCAGCACUUGUGGCUGCCUCAUGAUAUGCCACCCAGCAUCACAAGUUUCCAGACCCAGACAUUUUUACAUUUGGUAUCCAGGACAAAUCAACCAUUUCUCCUCCCACCUUCCUCCGCCCGCUCCAGCAGGAUGAGCUUAUCGCGGUGCUCGUCACGAAGUAACAGUGCGUCCGUGACGAGGGAGAAUGGUCAUAAAAUCGAUGUUGAGCCUGCUGUAGUUGCUUCAAGUUGCACAGGGAGUCGUAAACAGGACAAUACAUCAUCGGCGUCCUCGCGACGAGAGGUAGAAGUUGCGGCCUACACCGGGAGAAUUGGGGGUGACGAAGUAGUACAAUCGGGACGACGAGUAUGCAAGAAGAAAACUGUGUAACUGUAACUUUGUCUUGCAGAUGUUGCAAUACAGUUACACUUGUCAUGCCGGAUAUGCAUCAGAGGCUAUUUUACUACGUGUUUUAGCGUACUAGCUACGCAUGACAAGUUUUCUGUCAUGCAACACAAAUCUGUAAUGCUGUUCCUGCAAAAUACUUACACUUACACCGUUUUUUUCUUGGAUAACGAGUAAGAGCGGACAAGAGGAGAAACGCCUUCGAGGAAGCAUCCUCUCCUUCCCCCGACGCUUCGCCCGAAAUAGAAGUCGAGAUUGAAGAUGAUGAAGAUAAUUGUCAGAGCGACGACAUAGACAUUUACCCGCGACCAGUGAAGAGACAAUCGACCGUGGACUUAUUUGCGAGGCAGAGCACGAUCGACUUUCCGUUUGAAAAUGUAGAGUUAGAUGACAUCGUGGAGGAACACAGAGAUGAACGACCAGAGGAAAGACAGCCUAUCUCACCCGAGCACGCCGGAGUCGAGACAAGAAGGCAAGGUGUCAACACAGCGAAUUUAUGUUUAUCAUCCACAGCAGGGAAGAAAGGAGAAAGACAUCUACAACAGUUCGCGGUCGCGGAAGAUGUUGAACAACAGCAAAUACAAUACGAUGAAGAUGAAGUCGCAGAUAGCAGCAGCCCAGGACAACUGCUCCUUUUGUCCACCGACCACCGGUCUUCGCCCGAAUUCCGCGAUUUGAGGUUCCUUCACGAGGAAGCAGAUGAAAUGCACCAGAGAACAAGUGGUCUCAACAACAUCCUUCCCGGCUCCGCCGAAGAUAGUUCGCACGAGGAAUCCUGUUCCCACACGAUCGCGGAGUCCGAGCCGAAUUGCGACUACAAGAACGUGAUCCACCCCUCGGAUAUUCAGUAUGACAACUCCAACGGAAACGCGCAUCUCGGGCACGGGGCGAGCGGGUCGGUGAUGAAGGCGAUCCACGGGCCGACGAAGACCCCCGUGGCGGUGAAGAUCAUCAACGCCAUGGAUCACAGUAGUCAACAACAGCUGGUGAAUGAUUUGAACUUACAUCUCCACAUGUCCGACGCGCACAGCCCGUUCCUGGUCCAGCUGCUGGCCGCGUAUUUGGUGGAUGAAACGAAAAACAUAUCAAAUGCAAAAAUGUCUGGGUCUGGAAGAGUCCGAACUUGUGACGCUGCAUUUGGAUUCCAAAAAAAUCUGUACUGCAUGACCAGCAAAGGGAAUGCAAUUUUGGCUACGCGGAGGAGGCAUUUGUCAUGCGGAAUAGGCAUCGCGAAGCCCUCGAAAAGUCUGUGAUGCUACGGCAUGCAUUACAGACAUCAUGGCACAUGCAAAACGUGCAUGACAAGUCUCAGGAUCUUCCAGACCCAGACAUUUUUGCAAUGCAUAAAACAGGAAGCAGGUGCACAUCGUGUUAGAGUACAUGGAUUUGGGCAGCAUCGCGGACCUGUUCCGACACUCGGACUACUACUGCAGGAACAUGUACAACUACAACGACUAUGGUUCUUUAUCAAGUUCAUCUUCUUCAUCAUCCUCGUCUUCGCAAAGAAACAAGGUGAAUAUGAAGAAGAGGAGAAAGCGGAUCCCCGAAGCGAUUCUGGCGUUCUUAAUCUUGCAGAUGACCGAAGCGCUGAAGACACUCCACUUAAACGACAUACUGCACCGCGAUAUAAAAUUGGAAAAUAUCCUCGUAAACAGUCGGGGGGAGGUGAAACUGACCGAUUUCGGGGUGUCAAAAAAGCUCAACGUCGACAACCCGGACGGCCACUGCCGCACUUUUGUCGGGACGAAGGUGUGCAUGGCCCCGGAGCGGUUCGGGCGGGGCGGGAGGAGAUACGGGAAACCAAGCGACAUCUGGUCGCUGGGCAUUUGUGUCUACGAGCUGGCUGCGGGGGAACUGCCGAAAACGUUUGGCGGCGGAGGUGGAAACAAUUACAAUGGGAACAGUAGCAGGUGUAGCUCUCAUAACGGCGGUGGGGGAGGUGGUGGGGGAAACAGAGCGAUGGGCGUGAACUUCGAUUACGUGAACCUACUGCAGCCGCCGAGAUUAGUGAACGACGAAGUCUUUCAUCUUGAGAGCUUUACGCCCGAUGUUCUUGAGCAGUCUGCGGAGCUUUCGUUGCAGGAAGAUGUUGAAAAUAUUGAUUUCGACAAAAAACUCGCAGUAGAUGUUGCACGACCCGAAAGCACGAAAAGCGCAAACCAGAGAGUAUCAAACAGAGGGCCGCCAUCAUCUAUCUCCAGAAGCAGCAGCAGCAACAGUUGCAAGAGCUUGGGAGCAGUAGAGGCAGAACAGCAGGAGCGACGAGAAACGCACGACCAUUCUUUUCAACAACAACCUUCCCAAAAAUCCCUGUGCCGCGGACACCAGCAGAGGGAAAUACUAAAAAAUCAACUCUGCGAAACGCCGAACUUCAACAUGCAGGGAAUUACCGAGGUGGAACAAAUUUCGGCGGACAACGUAAAAAUCGAGAGAAGUUCGAGCUCCUCUGUGGACACCCCAGUUUUGUUCGAUCAGGACGAUUUUUACAACCAGGAAAAUUUAAACGGUUUGAAUUCCUGCAUCUCCAUGGUCAGCUCCGAAGCUAGCUGUUUGCUUCCGCACAAGUUGAAACUAGACAGCAGUUUUGUCGGAGGGAUAGCGGGUGGUGCAUCAAUAGGCGGGAUGAGUUGUAACACUGCUGGUGGGCGAGGAUCUUCAGCUGGGAUGUUUUGUGUCACACCAACAGUGGAGGAAGAAAGCACAAAAAUGCUGGGAACAACGACAGAAAUGAAUUCGCAAAACGAGCAGAGCACUUGUGUCUACACGCCUUUUACCCCUGCAGCCUGCUCAACAGUGAAGACCGAGCAUUUUUGCAUGAAAAAUAACUACUUCCAUGCAGCAGGGGGGAUUCUGUAUCUCCCAAAUCCCACUCCUACAACCUCACAACUCGGGGUGGACAAUAAUAGUAGUGUGAAUCAAGCCGAAAGCUGCACAACGACGCAGUUCAACGGUAACAACAAGCACAACUACUUGUUGAAUCUGGACAAAACCUGCAGCACCGUGAUGCCCACGCCUUGCUCCACAUCGACCUGUCAAACACGCCCUGGGUCGAAGUUGUCCGCUUGGGCAGGAAGUGCAGCACCUACUGCGAGCUGCAGAGCUGUUAGCAACAAUUCGAAGCAGUCUAUUCUGAGUAAAAACGUACCCACACCAGAGUCAGGAUGGGGAUUUUGCAACACAAACCUAGGAGCUUUGUGAGUCACGCAUGACAAGUUGCACUCCGCAGUGUAGUGCAGGUUAGCAAGUGCAGCCGCGUCACAAAUCCAGCUGCUCAUCCUGUUCACAGCAUCACAAAUUCCAAAACACGACUGGAAAUGGCUCUCAUGAGGAUGCGCAUUACAAGUCUUCCUGUCUAUGCAAAUCUGCAUUACAACUCUGGUGUGGGGACGUUUUUACUCAGGAUACAGUCGGUGGAAAAUAACUCGUCGACCUCGCAGAACGAUGAAACUGGGAGUAGUAGUUUCGGUCAGGACAAGGAAAUCACGGAGAAAAGCACUAAAUCAGACCUUUCCUGCGAAGAAGACAGUAAGAGCAGAAUUCUAUCAGCUUCGUCACACAUGGUUGUAUCGCCGAUACAGGAACAUCAAAAAGGUGUGCAUCUUGUGCAACGAAAAAAUCCAGGACAACGAUCAGAAGCGAAAAAACGACAAAACAAAGAACAGUACGAGUACAGUUUUGAGCUUUGCGACUUUGUGGAAAACUGCUUGCAGCUCGACCCCAAGGACCGGCUGGACAUCUUCGAACUCCAAGCCCACCCGUUUCUGCUCAAAGCGUUUCAAACGACACAGGACGAGGUGGCACAAUUUCUGCAGGAUAUGAACAAUUAGCUAGUAGAAGAAAGAGCAGGAGCAAUCUAAGAGGCCUAGUUGAUAUUUUCGAACUAGAAACGUAAAUAGAGCAAGAGAAGACGAUUGCCCGCCGGUUUUUUUAAUCUCAUCCAUUUUAGGUUACACUUCUUUUCACACUUUUACACUUGACGCUAUUACACUUUUACCAGCAAGCCACACCUACAACAAUAAUUAUUCCUACCCCUACUAUAGCAAUCUUUUAUCUACCCGUCAUUUAUUUCAUCCAUUAUUACCAACUUGAACACACUACAACAAAAGCCAAAGCACAUAGCAGCUUGUUCUGCACAGCUGUGCCACGACAUUCACACAUUUUUUUUCACCACACCUUGUGUACAUAAAAUUUUUGUAAUUUAGGAGUUGUUAAUGCACAUUUUAUUUUCUUGUUUUUGUUUUUUCAUUUUUUAUUUUUUUCUUCACCCACUAUGGACAAUUGUCGCAGGAGCUUCCGUGAUAUGUUGCGCUUCUUUUUUCAUACUUCGUUCCAACGUCUUCAACGUUUGGACAGUGCUUGAAUGAAGCAAAACAUUUGAAUUUGAGAUGACACUUGGAACUUCUUCUCGACAUGCUGUCUGUAAUUGGUUUUUUCCACCACAUUCCAAUCUUGAAGUUGUACAAACUAAGACUGCGCUGCCCUGCUUGUGCAUCAUGUAGAGGUGCCAGCGGU